AUGGCUGCGCAAUCGAAGCUGCUCCCGCCCGAACGCUCUGUGCGGCAGCUCUUCUCUAGUCUGGCAUCAGUAUAUCUCCGUCAUCGUACCAACAUCUCGCGCACAGUCUACCUAGCUCUCUUUGCGGCCCUCGCAAAGCGCAUCCAUAAUGCCAUCUCCGAGCAAAAAGCGGCCUCCCAGCACCAGGUGGACUUGCGGAGGAAACCAGGGACAAGCAGUCUAGGGGACGGCCCCGACAAACCACGAAAGAAGGUCGGGGUAAAUCGCGAAUUUUUCAGAAAUCUUUCCCGACUGUUGAAGAUCGUGAUACCGAGUUGGCGGAGCAAGGAACUACGACUACUCGUCAGUCAUAGUGUUUUUCUGGUUCUGCGGACGUUGCUCAGUCUGUAUGUGGCCGAGCUAGAUGGGCGACUCGUCAGUAACUUGGUUCGCGGAAAAGGAAAGGACUUCUUGCUAGGGUUGGUGUGGUGGAUGAUUGUUGCAGUGCCUGCAACAUUUACGAAUUCUAUGCUGUCCUAUCACCAAUGCAAGCUCGCACUUAGCUACCGGAAGCGUCUUACCGAUCACAUUCACGAAAAGUAUCUGUCGAAUAUGACCUUCUAUGCAAUCUCCGCCCUGGACGACCGGGUCAAGAAUCCCGACCAGCUCAUCACCGUGGAUGUUUCUCGCUUCUCCGACAGCCUUGCAGAGCUAUAUUCCAACCUUGCUAAACCGAUCCUAGACAUGGUUAUAUACAACUACUCCCUGUCAAAGAGCGUUGGUGGAGAAGGCCUGUUCAUAAUGAGCCUUUUGGUUCAAUUAUCUGCUAAUGUCAUGCGCGCAUUGACGCCACCAUUCGGCAAAUACGUCGCAGAUGAGGCCCGACUGGAAGGAGAGUUUAGGUUCCUUCAUUCGAGGUUAAUCGACUAUAGCGAGGAGAUCGCCCUGUAUCACGGCCAUGAGGCGGAGAAGGACACGCUGGAUAAAGGCUAUUUUACACUAAUCAAGCAUGUGAAUCGCAUUUUACGGAGACGCUUAUACCACGGAUUCAUGGAGGACUUUGUCAUCAAAUAUUUCUGGGGUGCUUUGGGGUUGAUUUUGUGCAGUGUGCCGGUGUUUUUCAGAAUACCCGGUCAAGUCACCCAAACCAUGGGUGACCGAACGGAAAGCUUCGUGACGAAUAGGAGGAUGCUGCUUUCGUCUUCAGAUGCUUUUGGCCGUCUAAUGUUCUCUUACAAGGAGAUCUCGGAACUAGCGGGCUAUACGUCUCGUGUCUCAUCUCUAUUAGACGUUAUGGAUGACUUAUUGGCGGGGCGUUUCGAGAAGAAGUUGGUCUCUUCAGCUUCGACAGAGGAAAACGCUGCCGUUUUGUCCGGCCGUGGAGUCAUUGAGGAAAGCGAUGCGAUCGAGUUUACCGAUGUCCCCAUUGUCUCGCCCAAUGGAGAUGUCCUCGUCCGAAAACUGACGUUCACCGUACACCCCGGUGACCACUUGCUUAUUGUUGGCCCCAACGGCUGUGGUAAAUCCUCAUUGUUCAGAAUUUUGGGUGGCCUAUGGCCCGUAUACGGCGGCCGUGUGAAGAAGCCUCGCUUCGAUGAGAUCUUUUACAUUCCCCAACGGCCCUAUCUCUCCCGCGGAAGCUUGCGUCAGCAAGUAAUAUACCCCGAUGGGGUCCGGGAAAUGCGCGCCAAGGGAGUUACCGACGAAGACUUAUACGAAAUCCUUUCUAUCGUCGAGAUUGCCUCGGUUGUAAACCGGCCAGGCGGCUGGGACGCAGAAGAGGAAUGGCGAGACGUCCUCUCCAUCGGUCUCCAACAGCGGAUAGCAAUGGCCAGGCUCUUCUACCACCGGCCAAAGUUCGCUAUUCUGGAUGAGUGCACGUCCUCUGUGACGCUUGAGAUCGAACGCGUCAUGUACGAGACCGCGAAAAAACUAGGCACAACGCUAAUGACCGUCUCACAUCGACGAAGUCUAUGGAAAUACCACAAGAUGAUCCUCCAGUUCGACGGACAGGGCGGAUACAUCUUCACCGGGCUGGACUGGGAGAAGAGAAUGAAGUUGGAAGAUGAAAAGGAAGAGCUUGACCUCCAUCUCCGAGCUGUUCCUGAACUGCAGAAGCGCAUGGCGGAAUUGACAUCUGCAUAG
Molecule: messenger RNA, 2124 nt
Organism: Aspergillus calidoustus
Lineage: Eukaryota; Fungi; Ascomycota; Eurotiomycetes; Eurotiales; Aspergillaceae
Source: the annotation of a GenBank genome assembly